GCAGAAACUGACAAGAGCAGAAGUCAUCAGUGUCAGAAGUGUGGGAAAUCUUUCAGUCGGAUCUGCAGUCUCAGAAGACAUGAACUCACCCACCCUGCAGAGGAACCGUACCAGUGUGAACACUGUGGCAGCACUUUCAGCCAACUAAAGACCUUCAAGCUACACCUGCACAUCCACGCUGAGGAAACAUCCUCCAGCUGCGACCAGUGUGGGAGGCACUUCAGCAACCAGAGUUCCUACAGGAAACACCUGCGGGACCACACCGGACCAUACCAGUGUGACCAAUGCCAAAAGACUUUCAGUUACUUUAGUAUUUACAAGAUACAUAUGCGUGUACACACUAAAGAAAAGCCUUACUGCUGUGACCAGUGUCCAAAGAGUUUUAGUUUUUUAAGUUCAUACAAGCGGCACAAGCUCAGCCACAGUGGAGAGAAGCCGUAUCAGUGUGACUUUUGUGUAAAAAGUUUCACUCAGUCAGGGCAUUUGAAUCUGCAUUUGCGUAACCAUACUGGCGAGAAACCAUAUGACUGUGAUCAAUGUGAAAAGACUUUCAGUGACUUAAGUAGUUACAAGAUACACCUGCGUGUCCACUCAGGAGAGAAACCUUACUGCUGUAACCAAUGUGGGAGGAGUUUCUCUCAGUUAGGUAAUUACAAAUCACAUCAGCGUAUCCACACCGGAGAAAAGCCUUUCCGCUGUGAACUUUGUGAGAAAAGCUUCUCUAUCUCAAAGACUUACAAACAACAUGUGCAUACCCACACUGGAGAGAAACCGUUUCAGUGUAAAGAAUGUGGGAAAGGUUUUGGUCGACUAAGUAACUACAUGCGUCACCUUCGUAUUCACUCCGGAGAACAGCCAUACAGCUGCGACCAAUGUGGGAAAUGUUUUAACAUUUCAUAUAGUUACAGCCGGCACCUGCGUGUGCACACCGGAGAGAAACCGUACUGGUGUUCACAGUGUAAGAGGCUGUUUACACGCUCUGAGUCCUUAAAGAAACAUCGCUGUGUCGCAGUAGAGGACGAGAGUUCCACUGUGUGUAAACAAGAAGCACAACCGAGCUGCUCACCAGCAGAUCCAACAAACAACAACCACCAGCAGCCUGUACAGUAAACGACAGCGUGCAUGUUCAUGGUACUGAAGGAGAUCGUCACCCAGUUCAGCAGGCUUACUUGUUUGUAAGCCUGCUGAACUGGCUAUUGUUUCUCGUCAAAAGUGGAGCUCUAACUAAGGAAUAAGAUAGAGUAUAUAAAGCUUUGGACCCCGCUCAAAAAGUAAAGUACAUGAUCCGUUGGUUCUGGUCUUCAUGAUACUGUAUCUGUUGACAUCAAAGAUGCAAUAUUCAGCAUUUUCCUAAAAAAUCAUGGUAUGGACUGUUUUUCUUUUCCAUCUGCCUAAGUCUUGAGCUUCCCCUUAUCACUAGCUACAAUCCUAAUUUAUCAGUGAUCAAUUUUCUUUGCAACGACUUAUAACAACAACAGGGUAUCUGCACAUUUUAACAUAUUCUACUAUUAGGACCCUUUUUAAUAAGAAAAGGUCAAAAUAUCUUUGCUGCAUCAACUGGACAACACGAGUAGGGAUGCGUCGAUUUUGGAAUUCAUUGUUUUUAUUGAUACCCAUUCUGUGCGAGUGAAGAGACGACAUCGUCAUGAAAAACAGAACCUUAAAAUCUAGAUUUGGGUUGUAGACCCUAAUGCUAAAAUGAGCAUCUCUGUGGCAGGCAGCCACAUCUCAUCCCAGAUGUGAGGCACUUUUGAAGGAAACAUGUCUUACUAACUGCAUGGCUCUGAUCUUUCUCUGAGACAGUUUCAAACUGCCAUGGGGCGGAUGUUUUUCAUUUUCAUUUAUCAACAAACUAUUUGCUUUUACGUCAUUCCAAAGUCUUGUCCACUUCUUCUCCGGAUCAGAAUCUUGGUAUGCCUGUUGAGUCCAACUGCAAAAGAAAUGUUUCCGGUGUACAAUUGUACGAGACUCUGAGCCACGGUCUGCCCACUGCAUGUGUGAUUUGAUAAACCUUAUGCUCAGUUUAUGUGUAGAUGUAGAAAAUAUUAAUGAAAAAAUGAUCAGAGUUGCAGCUGGACUGGUGUACAUCAUAACACUGUUGGGUCCUUUCACAUUUGUAAGUAGUGAAUUACCUGAAAUGUA
Messenger RNA from Notothenia coriiceps (black rockcod), 2142 nucleotides. RefSeq names its product zinc finger protein 239-like. The record is from RefSeq and is a predicted model, not a curated record. The annotation marks the transcript as partial. Lineage: Eukaryota; Metazoa; Chordata; Actinopteri; Perciformes; Nototheniidae. The transcript has a single exon. Gene Ontology annotation, biological process: regulation of gene expression. Gene Ontology annotation, cellular component: nucleus.